This is a messenger RNA of Bursaphelenchus xylophilus (pine wood nematode), 1083 nucleotides long. The record is from the annotation of a GenBank genome assembly. NCBI's taxonomy places the organism in Eukaryota, Metazoa, Nematoda, Chromadorea, Rhabditida, Aphelenchoididae.
AUGGAGCAGAGAUGCAUCAGAUUCAGAGAGAACUUAGCUCAGAGGCUUUAUGAACCUCACAAAAUUUAUUUUACCCAUCAUCCACCUAAUGCCACCGUCGGUGAUGUGGCCAAAUUGUUCUCCUCAAGGUUUCGCGUUCAGGACAUAUCUCUUCAUGAAGGAUUCGGUUAUGUUGUAAGUUGCUUGGUCGUUUUUCAUAAUGUUCUAUAGUACGUAAAUGAUCCUGAUGCCGGUCGGAAGGUUAAUGUCUAUAACAAUCAAAUUUUCUACAAGGGCCGGCCACUGUUAUUGGCAGAAAGCUUAGCGUAUAAACCUUCCACGGGGUAAGAAAACUCGUACGGGUAGAAUGCUGUUUUUGUAGAUCGAUUUCUGAGGUACCAAGUGUGCCAUGUAAACACUCUGUGGAAAAAUCUGUUGAAACGGAAGUAAUCCCGGCAGCGUUGGUGGAUCAGAUUUCAAAGGUGGAUUGGAUGUCAAUGUGAGUUUUUGUAAUUUUUUAUCGCCUCCUGCAGGGAUCUGUUAGAACUCAAAGAACAUGGGAAAUCUCUCCAAUUCACGUUGCAGACAAUUCAAUCCAUUUAUAAAAGGAAGUUAGUUGGGGCGGAGGAUAUUAUGAGGGUAUCUCAAAUUCCAUUACCCCCGUGCCAAACAGUUCCAAACGAUGAGAACAUUGUUGAGGUAUGUUACUAUAAGUUUUUCGAUUAAACGGAACCUUAGGAAAAUUUUGUGAACGUCGGACAACCCGAGGCUUAUCAGUCGCAAGAGAGGUACUUUAAAGAACUUCAGAAGAUCCAGAUUGCGCCACUUCGAUUAGAACAUAAAAAUGUUCUAAAGCCAUCCACCCCUGUCCUCGGGGAUGCGUUAAACACGCCGGAAAAUGUUAAUCAGAAGUUGCGAAGAAGGGUAAUGAAGUAUGAUCCCAUAAAUCUCAAACAUGUGCAACUUUUAAAACAUGUAAGGUCACGCAAUAUUAUUUUUACGUAAUUUAAGAGGCUUGAACUGUUGUCACCUAUUGGAGGAAAUGAAAAUUCGUAUCCCGUCUGCACAUCGACACCUCAGCACGUUUCAUUUGUAAACCAUUAG